This is a messenger RNA of Trichosurus vulpecula (common brushtail), 531 nucleotides long. RefSeq names its product leukotriene C4 synthase (gene LTC4S). Gene Ontology annotation, molecular function: glutathione transferase activity; glutathione peroxidase activity; enzyme activator activity. Bases 13 to 492 code for a protein of 159 amino acids. Gene Ontology annotation, biological process: leukotriene biosynthetic process. NCBI's taxonomy places the organism in Eukaryota, Metazoa, Chordata, Mammalia, Diprotodontia, Phalangeridae. Gene Ontology annotation, cellular component: nuclear envelope; membrane; endoplasmic reticulum. The record is from RefSeq and is a predicted model, not a curated record. The transcript is spliced from 6 exons.
GCUGCGGUCGUCAUGCAUGGGGUACAUGAGGAGGUGGCCCUGCUAGCUGCAGUCACCCUUGUCGCAGUCCUGUUACAAGCCCACUUCUCCUGGCAGGUGAUCACAGCGAGGAGGAGAUUCAGAGUAUCACCCCCAGCCACCACUGGCCCCCCAGAGUUUGAGAGAGUCUUCCGGGCCCAGGCAAACUGCACAGAGUACUUCCCCCUGUUCCUGGCCGUCCUCUGGGUCGCUGGUAUCUUCUUCCAUCAAGGUACAGCAGCUGCCUGCGGCCUCCUCUACCUGGGUGCCCGUUACAAAUACUUCCAUGGCUACGCUGCAUCGGCCGAGGGGAGACUGGGCCCCCUGUACUUUGGUGCCCGUGUCCUCUGGCUGCUGGUAGCUCUGUCUGCAUUGGGCCUGGCCUCCCACUUUCUGCCAGCCUUCCUGAAGAUGCCCCUCCUGAGGAGGCUGCAGUGGCUGGUUGUGAUGGGGUGCAGGGUGGUGGGGCACUGACCGCUCGAGGCGCAGUGGCUGGAAGAAUCUGAAGCGGAU